Molecule: messenger RNA, 1627 nt
Organism: Ilex paraguariensis (yerba mate)
Lineage: Eukaryota; Viridiplantae; Streptophyta; Magnoliopsida; Aquifoliales; Aquifoliaceae
Source: the annotation of a GenBank genome assembly
ACUCUUUGUGAUUCUCCGAUCCAUCGUAGCAUUCUGUCUUAGGGUUUCCAUUUCUCACCAUUUGCAUUCAAAUUUCUUUUUCUCUCUCCGAAUAGUCUAUCGAAAACCCACUAAUUCACCAAGAUGAAGCUUACUGUGAAGACUCUCAAAGGUAGUCACUUCGAGAUUAGGGUUCAACCCUCCGACACUGUUAUGGCGGUUAAGAAAAACAUUGAAGAUAUACAAGGGAAAGACAACUACCCUUGUGGACAACAAUUACUGAUUCAUAAUGGCAAGGUCUUGAAAGACGAUAGUACACUGGCAGAGAACAAGGUCUCUGAAGAUGGUUUUCUGGUUGUCAUGCUUAGCAAGAGUAAACCUUCUGGGUCAGGCGGGACAUCAUCUACCCAGCCUGCUUCGACAACUGCACCAUCUACGAAUCCUCCUCCAGCACCCGAAGCUCCUUCACAACCUCUGGCUGCUAAGAGCACUGCAUCUGCUUCUGAGGUGGCUGCAGCUAGUGCUCCUUCGGAUACAUAUGGUCAAGCUGCUUCAAAUUUAGUUGCUGGUAAUAGUCUUGAGCAAACUAUUCAACAGAUAAUGGAUAUAGGUGGUGGCAAUUGGGACAAGGAAACUGUUACCCGUGCACUCCGUGCUGCUUACAACAACCCUGAGCGAGCUGUAGAUUACUUGUAUUCUGGUAUUCCAGAAACAACUGAAGUUGCAGUACCAGUGGCUCAUUUUCCUGCCAAUCAGGCAACUAGUGGUGUCAGUCCCAUUACUGAAGCAAGUGCAGCAGGAGCUGCACCUGUUUCUGGGGCACCUAAUUCUUCUCCCUUGAAUUUGUUUCCUCAGGAAACAGUUUCUGGUGCUAGUGGUGGUGGUCUUGGAUCCCUUGAUUUCCUUAGAAACAACCAACAGUUCCAAGCGCUGCGUUCAAUGGUGCAAUCAAAUCCUCAAAUUUUACAGCCCAUGCUUCAGGAGCUAGGAAAGCAAAACCCUCAACUUUUAAGAAUGAUUCAGGAGCACCACGCAGAGUUCCUACAACUAAUAAAUGAACCAGUUGAAGGUUCUGAAGGGGAUCUACUGGAUCAGCCUGAGCAGGACAUGCCCCAUGCUAUUAGUGUCACUCCAGCAGAGCAGGAGGCCAUUGAACGACUUGAAGCACUGGGGUUUGAGAGAGCCCUUGUUAUUGAGGCCUUUUUAGCCUGUGACCGCAAUGAGGAAUUGGCUGCGAACUACUUAUUGGAGAAUGCUGGAGAUUACGAAGAUUGAGUACAAGACAUCCAGAUUGCAUUUUCUACUGCUCCUCAGGUAGUUUCACAUUGAUAUGAUCGGUGUUGUCUGGAGUUUUUGUAGAAGCCGCACAACGCCUUCAGAAAUUCAAUACAAACUUAUUUAAUCAAUCCAACAUGGUCAUUAAAAUCAGGUUCCCAUUGUAGUAGUCCAUGAGCAUGAUAGUUUUUGAAUCUCCAAGGUGGUGUGGUUGGAAUUGUGAAGUAUAGUUGAUUUGCCAUAACUUUUUUAUUUUUGUUUACUGUUUUCUGCUUGACAUGUCCAAAUUUCUACAUUAUUUUUACACUUUUGCCUUAAUUUGUAUGGUAUGCAUUUGGGUUUUGCAUGAAUUAAAUUUAAUAUAAGAUCCUUG